Messenger RNA from Ostrinia furnacalis (Asian corn borer), 2309 nucleotides. RefSeq names its product tumor susceptibility gene 101 (gene TSG101). Gene Ontology annotation, biological process: protein modification process; protein transport; endosome to lysosome transport. Bases 139 to 1341 code for a protein of 400 amino acids. Gene Ontology annotation, cellular component: ESCRT I complex. Lineage: Eukaryota; Metazoa; Arthropoda; Insecta; Lepidoptera; Crambidae. Gene Ontology annotation, molecular function: ubiquitin binding. The transcript has a single exon. The record is from RefSeq and is a predicted model, not a curated record.
ACAAAUCAAUCGUCAAAAAAGAGUUUAUCUCCGUCUGCUGAAGUGAUUUUGUGUUUCAAUAUUUCCUGUUUUCGUAGACUCAUUGGAGUGUUUUUCACUAAAUCGAGUUAUUUACUUUAUUGUACAACCAUUUCCAUCAUGGCCAAUGACGAAGUAAUCCUAAAACAGUACUUAUCAAAAUAUAAACACAAAGAUUACACCUCACGAGAAGUGAUUAAUUUGAUUCAAUUGUACAAAAGUCUGACCUAUCGUUUGGAGGCAUUUGUUUUCAACAAUGGCACGAGAAAGGAUUUAUUAAACCUGGAAGGUACUAUACCAGUGAAUUACAAAGGCGCAUAUUACAAUAUUCCCAUUUGUAUCUGGCUCAUGGAUACUCAUCCUCAGAAUGCACCUUUGUGUUUCGUGAAACCUACUGCCGAUAUGUCGAUCAAGGUCUCCAAAUACGUUGACAGCAACGGGAAAGUAUACCUGCCAUAUCUGCAUGAGUGGAGCUCUAAUGGAUCGACAUUGCAGACACUAAUCCAGUGUAUGAUUACUGCGUUCGGGGAAUUACCGCCUGUAUACUCAAAACCGAGGACCGAGGUGAGGCCUCCGUAUCCUGUGAGUUCAUUCAUGCCUCAGCCUGGCUAUCCUUAUCCUCAGCAAGUGACCUCACAGCCUGGUUAUCCAACAGUGACCCCAUAUCCUACCACUUCAAACUUACCCUACCCUAACUAUGGGUCCCCAUAUCCAGGAGCUGUCAAUACAAAUGGCACCCCAUACCCACCACCUGCUACCUCCACACCCUAUCCACAAACAAGUAACUAUGGAGCUGAUCCCAAUGCCACUGGAGGUACAAUAACUGAAGAACACAUCAAAGCAUCUUUAUUGUCAGCUGUAGUUGACAAAAUGAAAAGAAGAUUGAAUGAACAAUCCCAGCAGUCUCAAGCUGAACUGGAGACUUUACGUCGCACUCAACAGGAACUAAGAGAAGGCAAAACCCGGCUUGAAGAUAUUCUAGCAAGACUUGAGAGAGAGAGAUCAGAGUUGGAUAAAAAUGUAGUUGUUCUGCAAGAAAAAGAAAAGGAGUUGCAAGCUGCAGUGGAACGCCUAGCUGAACAGGAAGGGAUAGACGUUGAUGAGGCAGUUGUCACCACUGCUCCUCUCUACUCUCAGCUUCUAAAUGCUUUUGCUGAGGAAGCUACAUUGGAAGAUGCUAUUUAUUACAUGGGUGAAGCUUUACGUAAAGAAGUUAUUGAUCUAGAUACGUUUUUGAAACAAGUACGUACACUAGCACGCAGACAGUUCACUCUACGCGCUUUGAUGCAUAAGUGCAGGCAGAAGGCUCAACUGGCGUGCUAGUAACUAUAUACAGUUGCUAUUGAAUGUUAAUAUCACUUUCUGUGUACCAUUUAUAGACAGAAGUUUAAUGCUUGAACUAUUUAUCCAUCUAGUUUAAUUUUGACAUGUAAUAAAAUAUCUGUAACAUUUAAAUUUUAUUCAUGAUCUUGUUAUUUUUCACAAUAUUGUUUUAUUUGUUCAUGUUAGAUUAUAUUUUUAUUGCUUUAGAUCUGCAUCUUUUAUGGUCUUUUGUAUCCACUGUAUAGGAUAAAAAUUGUGCUAUAUUAUGAAAUAUAUUUGAGGCAGGGUGUUUUCAUUUAUGUAUGCUAAAUUGGGUAAGAUUAAAAUUAUUACAUAUUUAUUCAUAAAUCCUAGAUAAGCAUUUGUGAAGUGUUUCCCUUGCUUUGGAAAUUGCAAUUGCUUUGUUAUUCAUGUCUCUUAUUUUAAUAAAUCAAGAACUCUGUAGAAUGCAAAGCACUGUUGUGGCACUCGUGACUGUUAUCACUUAGUAAAUAGUGCUAGACAAUAAGAUAAAACACAUUACCACUAUGUUACAUGUGAAGAGGAUCCUAAUUAAAUGUAAUCACUGGUUGUUAAAUUUAGAUGUGCCAUUUUUCAAGGCAGUAAUGUGAUUAACUAUGAAUAUGUUGUUAUUGUAGUAUUUAAAGUAAGGUUUGCUUUAACCCUGGAUGACUGUACUUGUCUUUUUACAAGUCACACAGGUACUAAAUAUUUUUUUUGGAAUUACAUCAGCUCAAAGAACUUUUCCCUUUACAGAGAAACUACUCUGAAGGCAAAUAAUUACUUUUGUAUUAGGAUACCAAAAAAAUUCACGUAAAUAAAGUAAUAACAACAAUAAAAGGUAAUGAUAUGCUAAAUGUUUUAAAUAUUUUUAAUUUAUUUCCUUGUAAGGUUUUUUUUACCGAAAAUAGUUGAUAAAUACUUGCUUUACUUUAUGCUGUUUAGUACAUUUUAUUUACUACAAUAGA